UGUGUGUUGUAUUCUGGAAGGAGUAUUAUUUAUUUGAUAAAUCUAAAAAUGAAACGAUUGGAAUGUGAAAUUAGUGCAAGUUUCAAGUGUUCUAGUUAACAUGUACAGCGAAAAAUGCAAGAUGAGAGGCAAAGUUCAAAUAUAGUCGAGACCGUCGGCUGCUUUUAUUACAAUCUAAACUAUUGAAUACUAUUUUACCAUGAAAUUUUCAACAAUAAAAAUUUGGUGAAAAUUCGCCAAAACGCUAUGGAUUUGUUAGUAGAUAAGUGGCAGUAAACAAGGGCAUUCAUUUUUUUGAUGCCUUUAGUAAUAGGCUAACAUGAAUUCCAGACCAAACUCUGGUUCUAAAACAGGACAUAGACGAGUCGAGUCUGAAGGUCACCAUCGUCAUAAUUCCUCAAGUUCAGGUCACAAGAGAUCAGAUUCUGGUCAAAGUAUAUAUUCUGAAAAUUACGGUGAUAAGAGACAUGGCCAUCAUAGGUCAAAAUCUGGAGUUAAUGAGAGGGAUCAAGAAAGGAAUCAGGGAUUAGCAAACAAGGUUGAGUUUCAUUCAUCCCAAGGUCUUCAUGCAGGGGGACUUCAAUCUAAUCGUCCAACAUCUUUAUUUCCAUUAAAGUCAAAUGACAGUGGAUUAGUAGGACCAGACACAAUUCAGCCUGAAAGAGAACCUAUUAAAUUUGAGGUCAAUUUAAUAGGUGCCCCUCCAGAAGUUAAACAACUUGUUUGCAAUAUUAAACAAGUUGCUGAACAGUUCCUUUAUCAUUGGAAAACAUUUCCAAUUAUUCUACCUAGUCCCUUGUCUCAGUGUGACUCCUUUCCAACAUCUCAAGUUUCAUCAGACGGUUCAUUGGCCAGAUGUAAGAACAAAUUUCAUCUCAGGGACCUUUUUAUUGCUCCUUCAUUCGAUGAGCUCGACGCCGUUGCCGUGGAUAAUAAAGGCGAACCAAGAAGGCUUAGCGGAAAGCAACUCGAAUAUAUUAAAGAAAGAGGCUUGCACAAGGAUAAAUUUGGAAAACCGAAAAGGUUGAACCAGGAACAACUUGAAAGUAUUAGAUUACACGGCGAGUUCGAAGUCGAAUCGUUUAAUUUCCCCGGGCAACAGCAUCGGUGGAGACUUUCGCAGCUCCUUCAAAAGGGUCGAGAAAAUAGUCACAACUCCUUGUUAAACGAUUUGGCGUUAGCUCUGCGCUUUAUAUUCGUAACCGCCAGGGGGCGGUUGUUCUCCCACUUUUUUAGCGUUACCCAGGCAACCAAGGCUCUGCUUAUCGGGCUUCUUAGAAUUUUAGACAUCGUUAUCGGUAUUCCGAGUUUGCAGGCGCAUAAUUUAGAUGCUAAAAUUAGGGAAGAGAGGAGCAAGUAUCUGGUCGCCGAAUUGUUAUGUCGCUCCGAGAAUGAAGAUUCCUUGGAGAUAUUGUGCUCUUACAUUAAAAAGCAAUUGAGGAGAGCGGUGACGGAAAAAUUCGAAGUAGCGCGGGAGUGUAGCCAGCCGCCCGUAGCGUUACCUUAUAGGUUUUUAACGCCCUCCGGAUCUGAAUUAGAUUUAAGAUUAUGGGACCGCGGUUUGAUGCGCAAAGCGCUACCAAUUCUCGUGGCCAUAUUGGAAAAAGAGACCAGGGGAUGGUUCUUGCAUUUUCGUGAAAGACUGAUUGCCGAAUUGCGGGCCCAAAAAAUGCCCGAUGAAGAUAUCGAAAAAGAGGUAAACGACGCGGUCAUGAGGGAAUACCUGCAGAGGGUCUACGAUAGUAUAACGUCGAAUGCGGACAUUGCGGCGUUAGGUACCGGCAUUGCUCAAUUACUCGUACAACAAGCCCAAAGCGUAGUAUUAAUGCACAGAGCAGUCGAGAACGUGCAACAUCGACUGCAAAAAACUCAGGAAGAAGUCAAAAAUAGGCUUCGCAGUUUCCAUCCAAUUUUAUCUAGAAUAGAACCUUGGUUAAGGGCUAAGUUAAGAAGUUCGGAACAGAAGUUUGGCGUCGAAAACCAGUGGUGUUCGCACGAAGAAGCCCUCGCGUUGUGCAACUCCCAGAGGUUGUAUCAGACUGUUUAUUUUCUCAACAGGGAUUUGGCAUUUAUGAAGGAGAGGGAACCAGCUUUACUAAGAGAGCUGAAAAAAGUAAAAACGCCGACAAGAACAUUCCUCUGGCCCACCCAGAUAUGGCUGCCAUCGAAUUGGAUUGUCAGGCGAAAUUUUCAGGGCCAAUCGGAAAUCAUUCCGACGGUGUUGAGCAAGCAAGCGACCAGCAUAACUACUCCGCGAUCGGAUCCGAGCCAACCUGUUUUCCUUGUUGAGAAGGAAAUCGUAAGAACCAACACCACCCGGUGGCCGUUGUGGAGGAUUUUCAAUUACUUUCACAGAACGUGGUGCUGGACUUGGAACGCGAUGUUCUUUUUCGGGAUCGUGUUGCCUUGGUGUAGCCCGGUGGGCGUGAGGGCUCUCCUGCUUAUAGAACCCUUCAUGCCCGACUUGGAGCUUUCUCAAGUGAACGGCACCCUGUUCCCUAGGAAAUCCAGCUUGACCGCCACUUUAUCUUCCCGACUAAUUACGCUCUGGCGGCACAUAUCGAAAUCGAGGACGCAUUUCGAAACGAAACCGGACACCGGGUUUAUCGGGAAAGGCUUCACCCGUCACGUGAAUCGCGUCUGGAAUUAUUUCGUGAAAGGACUGUUCGGUACCAUCUGCCUGGUGGUAAUUUUUCCGUUGGUUUGUUUGACCGUUAUCUUCACGAGCCUGAUUAUUGCCGCGAGUACCGUGGUGUGGAUGCCCGUUUUGACCUUGUUGGUCCAAGUGCUGAACGCCCUGAUUUACGACUUGGACAGUCCCGAGCCCAAGAGGAACCGCUUUUUCGUUAUAUUCGAGGCGUUGCUUUGGAACAUUUGCAUCCAGGGCCUGAUACAGCCUUUGGCGGCCGUAUUCCUCGCCGCCGUCGUCUGUCCGAUCGUUUUCGUUAUCAUCCUCACCGGCGGCAUCGUCAGGUAUUGGUCGAGGUUGCUUUGGGAUGCGACCAUCUUCCAUUUGAUCAUCAAAAAGCGAGGCAGGAUACCGGCCUCCGACAGUUUCGUCGUUAAGAGGGUAGCGGGUCCCGGUCUCGCUUCCGAUUAUUACUUCCAAAUAACGCCGGAGCAGGCGCUCGCGGCGUUCGAGGCGAAAAUGGAGUGGGACGAGCUGACCGCUUACCAAACGGUUCUCGAAAACGUCAUCGUGCAGCCGCAAAAGGACUUUGCGCAGUUCGUCGAGGCCUGUUUCGGCAGUUUCUCGGCGCAGCUCUCCAAGAGCGGUCCGUACAAGAAUCUGGAAAAGGAAGCGCAGGACCUGUUGGCCGCGUUACACGAGAAAUUGGAGAGGAGACGGAGAGAUUUGCAGAGCGGGCUGAGCGUGACGGUGAAGAGUAAGAUCAAGCUGACCACGUUGGAAUUGAAGAUCGCCAUACAACAGGGCGCGAUGAUGUUGGAGAAGUUUUAUCCGAAUCACGUGCUGCAGCGGCUCUGCUGCACGGAGGAGGAGUUCUGGGAUGGCAAGGCUUUGAGCACAGGCGAUUGGGCCGGUUUGGCCGCCCUACUUUAUUCCGAACUGUUUAGCUUGGACUUUCUCACGCCUCUGGAUCACACGAAUACGACGUUCAAGCUCGAUCCGCACCCGCAGGCGGAUUUGAGCAGGUACACCGAUAUGGUCCAGUGUGCCCAACUAGGCGCAAACGGCCCAGACUUACUCGGAAACGUGUACACCCCAAGGGGCAAUAUACAAGUGCACUCCCCGUAUCUGGAAGUGUCCGCAUUUAACCCCAGGGCAAAACAAUCGGCUACCGGCAAAAAAGCGGAAAAGAAAAUGGAAUGUGCGACACCGUUAGGGUCAUUUCGGAAUACGAGGACGACAAUAUGGAUGCCCUGGAAAAGGAAUUGUCACCCAUACUCUCCUGACAAGAUGAUUAUUCCACUACCGGUUCCGCAUCCUGCUCAAAUAGCCGUAACCAUAUAUAACCGCGAUUCUGACGAACCCAUAUCCUUGGAAUCGGACAUAUGUCAGAGCAUUUUGAGGUGCAUCGAAGAAUGUCACAUUUCUCCCGAUGAUAGCGGUAUUGGGCGGUUUAAAGGAGGAGCAGAUUCGUUCGGAACGGUAAGUUCCAGUUCGGGUACCCUCGACAGGGUGGACGAAUCGAAUCAGUCCCAAUCAACGGAUGGAGUUUACCAGUGGACGCUGAGUAAUUGGGGUCAGCGGAAACGCAACAAUUCCGGCAGCGUUCGGGUGGAUCUCGCGAGUCCAGAGGACGUUACUCUGGAUAGCGAUAGCACUAGGGUUGUAUUCAGCACAUAUGGGACGACGGUCUGAUAAGCUGCUGUUAUGAAUAAUUAUUUUGUGCUCUCUAUUUGUUCGCUCAUGUUUAUUUAUGUGGGCUGAUGUGAGCAUGGAAAUGUGAUAUUUUUAAAAAUUCUAAGAUGGACGUUUGUGAGAAUGCAAUCUUUUUCGUUUCUUUUUUUCCCUCGUAUAUAGUCCACCGUGAAAUUCUCAAAAUGUGUUUUUGUGCCUUAAAUGUUCAACGGUCUGAUCUCAUUGAAUUGAAUAUUAUCGAUUAUUGUAGUGUUGAAAAAAAAAGCUAAUUUUGUUGCCGCCUAGCGAAUACGAUACUGUUUUUCUCGUUUUGGUUAUUGUAUUCUCAUAAAUAUUCCUCUAUAAUAUAUAUUUAUGAUUAUUAACAUGACAAGGAAAAGACCUUCUAUAAAGUUGACUCCCUUUUGAUAAAAUUUCAUAAACAAGACUCUAAUUACGCAAGUCAAACUUUGAAUAUUAAAAUUAAAAAGAAAAAUUAAUUUAGUUAACUAAGUAUAUAAAAAACAUAUAGGGUUGUAAUCAUAAUGAAUCGGGAGCUACAUUAUAGAAGCGCUUAUUAUUAGUGUUGUGCUUAAAUAUGCCAAGGUAAGAAAAUUAUUUUAGACCUUUUUUGUUUUUAUUAUGUUUUAUUGUUUAACAAAUUGAAUUUAUUAAUCCAAUUAUUUUUUUCUAGCAAAGUACGUUUUACUUCGAAAUCAAAAUAUACAUGUAGAUGAUACUCGACAGCUUUAAUUUCUCUAGUGAUUUUUUAUAAUUUUUUUUAUUAGAAAGGGAUUGUUUGUUAUACGAUCGAAAUACAUUAUUUUAUAAAUAAUGGCUGAUUCCUAGGUGUGGGAAACUGAUCCGCAGCAGCUUAGUUGCUUCGUUUUGAUUUAAUUUUAAUAGAGUUAAUAGAUAGAUAAUUUUUUUAAAUAAAAAACUAUCUAAAAGUUUUCAACAUGAAGCAAUUGCCUCAUUUCGAAGGCAGCGUCAACGUUGUUCUAAAAAAUAUUGCGGAUAUCAAAAUUGCAUUGCAUUAAAUUUGUUUUUAUAGAAGACGUCGUCCCUUUUCGCAUAUUUCUUAUAGAAAGUCUUGUAAGCUGCUUAGUGUGAAUAAAACAAAUUUUAAUAAGAUACUUAUACAUAACUUUAGCGUAAAGUAAGAUUUAUAAAGUAGAACAGAUUUGCAUAAUAGCAAUUUUAUAGACAUUUUUCAUUAUGCAAAUAUUUUUGUCCGACUGCACUAAAUCUUUUGUGAAACAUUGAUAAAUCGAAAACGCCAGUCAUAGAUCUAAGUAAUAUAAGAUCAAUUCUGUAAUUAAAAGAUGAAAUUCUAUAAUAGAGUGUCAUUUAUUCACGAUUUUUUAACGCGGCGGUUUUUGGUUGCAAAUUCAAAACUUUUUUGUGUUGAUAGUUACAUUGCUAGGCAAUUUAAAAAAAUACCUACACAUCAAAAGAUUGUUGAUGGUUUAUGGCAAACUAAAGUGUAAUUUUUGUAUUUUUUGUCAGUACCGUUUUCUUUUUUUUUUGUGAGCUCAUUAAAGAAAUCAAUGUUAGAAAGGCAAAUUUUAGCUUUGGGUAGUUUGCCCAAGAGAACCUUUUUUUAUUGGUAUUUUGCUUAAAAUAUGCUUGAAUCGGUUAACAAUCUUAUCGUGGAUGACAUUGUGUUUCCAAAUUAUUUGACAGUUUCGAUAAUAAUUUUCGUAUUUGUCAUUUUUUGUUUUUGUAGUAUUAAUAUCAAUAAGUAGUGUACCAAUAAACAAAUUGCUUUAAUAAGUAUUCCUGGAUAACUGGUCUAUAAAACACUUGCUGUACUUCGAGCACAAUGAAACAUAUUUUAAAGACUUUAUUAUCCACAUAUACUUUAAUAUAUUAUUCUAAUCCAUCGUUAUAUUUUAAGUUGUAUGUUACAACUAGUCAAUUUUGCUAUCAAAUAUUUUUUUGUAUCACAUCAUUUGCCCGAUUUUGAUUAGGCAUGCGAUGAUUUAAUUAGACGAAGCGACUAUAAGUUUAAAUGAAUAUAAAUUAUUAUUAUAUUCAAUUUUCUCUAUAUGAUUUUAUGAAAGUAGUGGGUCAAAAAUAACGAGAAUCAAGAACGAGAUGUGAGCAUCCUUUUAAUUCGUUUAAUCUGUGUUUGCAGUACCUUGUGCUAUUAUGUAUUCUUUUUUAUGAAUAUAUUUUAAGUA
Molecule: messenger RNA, 6489 nt
Organism: Cylas formicarius (sweet potato weevil)
Lineage: Eukaryota; Metazoa; Arthropoda; Insecta; Coleoptera; Brentidae
Exons: 12
Coding region: 320-4324 (1334 amino acids)
Source: RefSeq, a predicted model, not a curated record